AUGGCUUGCCAGCGCUUGCCGGUGGUGAUCGUGCCUGGCUUUUGCUCCACGCGCUUGGAGGUUGAAAGCAGCGAAGUGUGCCCCUCGUGGAAGGGGCAAAAGGUAUGGUUGGGGCUCACGAACAUAGGCUUUUCCGCCAUGCAUGGCAAGGGCACUUGGGAUGAUUCAAAUGCACGGUCUUUGAAAAACCAAUGGCUCCAACACCUUGUCCUCGCGGGCCCAGAGAGGGAAACGCCUGGAAUCAGGCUCCAAGCUGUCGAUGGCUUGGCAGGUGUAAAGUCAUUGGAUCCCGACAGCUUCAUGGGUUUAGCAGCUGAAGCAAGUUACGUCUUCUCACCGGUCAUCAAGGUAUUGGAAGAUCUGGGUUACAGGGAAGGGAUUGACUUGCUGGCCGCAAGCUACGACUGGCGCUUUGCUCCGUCUGCACUCCAGAAGCGGGAUGGGUACUACAGCCGGCUCAUUCAGAAUAUUGAGAUUUUGGACAGGAAAAACACAGGGGUUGUUUUGCUUGCACAUUCCAUGGGAAACAAAGUGGUGACUUAUUUUCUGGAAUUUGCCAAGAAGGAGAGAGGCCAAGCUUGGAUAGAUAGACAUAUCAACCUCUGGAUUGCUGCUGGCGCACCUCAUUCGGGAGCUCCUCAAGCCUUGCGCUCCACUCUUUUUGGCGACAAGUUCGGACUGGAUCACUUUGUCACUGACUCUGAGGCAAUGGCUUUUGCCCGAUCUUUGAGUGCCUCUCCAUGGCUCUUCCCGCUAGGAGAAGCAUCUCCGCUGUUUCACCUUCGACGAGGAGGGGUUUUGGAGAUCAAGCAAAUAAGUGCCGCAGUUCCGAACUGCGGCAUAUCUUCAAUGCACAACAAGGUCAUGAUCGCUUUGGAGGUUGACUGGGGUGCUGACAAGGGCAACUUGACCACGAAGAGCGCCAGCUCCUUCGAUGGCCAUUCAGCAUUUUUCGACGAGGCCAGCAACUUCAUGCAGUUCGCAGGCCCUGAGGAGAUGCCCGGCAAUGCCACGAUCAAGGCCAUUGUGAAGGAAAAGGGCAUGAAGAAUGAUGAGAAAGACAGUUGGUUUUCUCGCAUGGGUCAGGGUUUAGCUGCAGGUGUUAUGUUGGUAGAGGAGGCGGCGAUGGGGAGGAAAGGUCUCGGAGUGCCGAGAGCUCACACCGAGGAAGUUGCUUUGGCUUCCCUCCUGGGAUCCAAGGUCGAUGCCGAAGGAUUCGUCGAAGUACAACUGCGCAUCACCAAGUUGGCCACUGGUCCACUUUCUGCGCUUGGAUAUGGCAAAGCUGCUGACUCUGGGGAUUGUGUCAAGUUUCGCCUGCGCUGGCUGAAUUUUGAAAACAUGAAAAAGACUUGGACUGGAUCUGAAAAGCUCUGGAAAGGCCGUGGAACAGCAACACACCACUUUAAUUGCAAGAACGACAAGACAGCAGUUUACGAACCUCUUGGUGCUCGAGAGCUUUUGAGGAUAGAACGAUGUGAAGAGAUUUUGAACACCUGGGCGCAGUAUUAUGGAGAUGACCCAUUAUAUGAUGACACAGGUGAUUCCCGGCCACCCAUUCAGAAGGUGCGAGCUAUUCAUGGAGUAAACAUACCAACUGAAGUUGCAUACGCGUUGCGUGUGCACACAAUUCGAUUAAAGGAGUCCAAGAUUUUAACCCGACUGAUUUUGGACGAUCAGGCCACACUGAAAGACUCAACUGAAUUCAGCGUACAGGGUGGUGUUGUUCAUGCUACCCCUAAUGGCUUGAGUGGUGACGGAGUCGUUCCUUUGUCCAGUUUGGAUCGCUGCCGACAGUGGGCGAAGGCUGGUCUUUUUGAGUGUGAGCUGUCGUAUCUACCCGGAGUCGAGCAUCGCGCUAUCCUCGCUGAUCAGCAUUUUCAUCAAACAAUCAAAGAUGCAGUAGUUGUGAGAGAUGGACUUGCUUGCAUGGAUGGACCUGCGCGGUCCUUUUCGAUUGCAGGAACCUUUAGUGCUUGGAAGCCCCGAAAGAUGACUUGGGAUGGCUUUCAUUUUGUGUACGUUGUUUCCAUUGGACAGACUGGAUGGGAGAGCUUCCAGAUUUUGGAAGGUGGCAGUUGGGAAAGAGUCUUGUACCCAGACAUGAAGGAUGCGAAUCCUAGUCUACCCCACUCGAUCUUGGGACCUGACAACAAAAACGCAGGUAAAGACUGGACCAUUGGCAAAAACCGUGGGAAACUUUUAGAGGGUACUAUUCGCUUUGGUUCUGCCUUCAAAGUGAAGCUGGAGAUCUCUGGUGGCACACCUGCGAGCGUCACUUGGGAUCCCUUCACUCAGGUCCAAGUUCUCCACGCCAAAGGCGUUUGGCAAGUGGACUUGGGUGGUGGGAAGUGGUUGGAUUUUCCGUCAGAAGGCAGCGCAAGGGUGAAUUCGGCGCUUGAGUUAGGGCAUUCGUUUCUGGACUUGAAGAUAGAAGAGCAGAACUACAAGCUUGACCUCUUGAAUAUGCUGCAAGAGAAUGUGUCCACAAAGAAGCAGAGGCGGAUUCGGCAGAUCUAG
This is a messenger RNA of Durusdinium trenchii, 2520 nucleotides long. The record is from the annotation of a GenBank genome assembly. Lineage: Eukaryota; Dinophyceae; Suessiales; Symbiodiniaceae.